Meriones unguiculatus (Mongolian gerbil) is the source of this 3772-nucleotide messenger RNA. RefSeq names its product sciellin (gene Scel). Gene Ontology annotation, cellular component: cytoplasm. The record is from RefSeq and is a predicted model, not a curated record. NCBI's taxonomy places the organism in Eukaryota, Metazoa, Chordata, Mammalia, Rodentia, Muridae. Gene Ontology annotation, biological process: epidermis development. The transcript is spliced from 32 exons. Bases 153 to 2168 code for a protein of 671 amino acids.
AAGCCUCUGAGCUGUUCAUUAACAGAGUCAAGCAGAGGUGGGAACGGCACCUAGGAAGCUCCAGGUGCCCGAUCCACUUGGGGAAAUCACUGCGGACCAGCGAGGCAAGAAGCCGGGUUUCUGCGCAAGAAAGAUCCUCAUUAGAAUCCAGCAUGUCAAAUUUUUCCUCAAGGAAAAAGUCUCCUUCUGGAAAUGAUAUGAAGAGCGCUCAGGGGGCUGCACUGAGACAACAGGGUUUCCAUGACGUGAACAAGAGAAGGGUGUUCUUACAGGAUAACAGCUGGAUAAAGAAACGCCCUGAGGAAGAAAAGGAUGAAAAUUACGGCAGGGUGGUGCUCAGCCGGCAUAACUCCCAUGAUGCCUUGGACAGGAAAAUAAGGGAGAGGGAUGAGCCGAAAGCCACAAUUAGCCGGUACAGAUCUGACGACACGCUGGACAGAACACUGACCACAUUUAGGACACCGGAACACGCGAAGACGCCAGAUGGCAGCUCCUCUAAUGCAAACACGACCACCACAGCUUCCACGCCUGCUACCACCCCUGUGAAGAAAAAGAGGCAGUCCUGGUUCCCACCCCCCCCUCCUGGUCACAGUGCCUCUCCAAGCGCAGGAGCCAGCAGAAGAGAUCCAUCUGUUCACCCUCCGAUACCUCCAAAACCCUGCUCUCCCAUCGCGUCUCCUAAGCAACCGAGGCAGAAUAACAGGCAGAUACAUGCCACAGCAGUUGCCGGUGGAGAAGCUAGUCGGCAUGCCGAGAGGAAUUUAAGGACUGAAGAUCUUGAUGACAUCAUCAGAGUGGCUGCUUCACUUCAGAAAACUGACAAGGGGGAAGAAAUGGACAACCUCGUCAGAAUGAACAAAAGCUUGAACAGAAAUCAAGGUCUCGAUGGCCUCUUCAGAACAAACCUAAAGGCACAGCAGAUAGACAAGAGAGCUCAGAGUCUUGAAAGUCUCAUCUUUAUGAACACCCAGACGGACAGAGACGUGAAAGGAAAUCAAUCCUUUGGAAGUCUUAAGAAAAUCAACCAAAGGACUAACAAUGAGAAAGGAAGUCAAGAGCUCAGAUCGGUUAUCAAAACAAAUGCCACGGCAGAUAGAAGCAGCAGAAGAGGUAAAGAGCUUGAAAAUGUGAAGAUCAACCCGGGAGGACAUGAAAAUACCACUGGAAAACAAGACCUCGAUGGACUGAUUAAAGGGAAUCCUGAAACAAAUAGUCCUGUGAAGAGGGGCCAGAGCCUUGACAAUCUGAUCAAAGUCACCCCAGAUGCAAACCGAAGUAACCAAGGGUGUCAAAGUCCUGAUAAUUUCAUCAAAGGGGUGCCCGCAACCGACCAAGCUAACCAAGGGAACCAAGACCUGGACACUCUUAUCAAGGUGACCCCCUCAGCAAACAAAAGCAAUCAGCACAGUCUUGAUGAACUUAUUCACACAAGCCCCAAAGCUGUCAAAACUACUGCCAGACACCAAGAUCUUGACAAGUUCAUCAAAGUAAAUCCUGAUGUCCUUACAAACAACCAAAGAAACAGCGGUCUGGAUGACAUUAUCGGAGGGAGUCGUACAGUGACCAGAAGUGAUCAAAGCCAAGACUUGGACAAUAUUAUUAAAGUGAAGCCUCCUGCUCUCAGAAACACAAAUGGAGACCGAGUCCUAGAAAAUUUAUCUGAAGUAAGUUCUCACAUAUCUGAAGACAAGAAUGGAAGGAUAGAUGGCCAAGUCAAUGGAUUCACUAACUCUCCAUUCAAGGAAUCCAUAGGAACAUCUGUCUAUUCUUAUGAAGCCAGGAACAGCCUCAGCCCCAGUUCCAGGACCAGGAAGGCUGGGUCCAAGAACACCGUUGUCUAUACGAGGACAUACGUGGAGAACAGUAAAUCGUCAAAGGAUGGAUAUCAGGAAAAUAUCUCAGGAAAAUAUAUACAAACUGUUUAUUCAACUUCAGAUAGGUCUGUCAUUGAAAGAGAUAUGUGUACUUACUGCCACAAACCCUUGGGGGCAGAAACCAAAAUGAUUUUAGAUGAAUUGCAAAUUUGCUGCCAUUCUACUUGCUUCAAGUGUGAGAUAUGCAAGCGGCCUUUGGAAAAUUUGCAAGCAGGUGACAGUAUUUGGAUUUAUCGGCAGACCAUUCACUGUGAGCCUUGCUACUCCAAAGUGAUGGCAAAAUGGAUUCAAUAAUGCUGACGCAAGGAAAUGAAGAGGAAAGCCUUCAUUAAAGAAUUUAAAGCUACAUUUUAAGAAUAUGUAAUCUAAGAAAGAGUUACAUUGAAGAUUAUUUCUUAUAUCAAAAUAACAUUUUUGUUGUUGCACAAAUAAUCUCAUUACUUUGAAUAAGGUCACAUACAUGAAAAGAACUAUCUGGUAUCUGGCAAGAUUUAGUGAUAAAAGGUCGACAUAAUUUCUAGUCACCAAAGCAAAUGGCAGUAAGAAUUGUCAACCCUAAUGAGGCCAUCCCUGCUCCAUUUUUGGCUGCUCAUCAUGGUUUCCACUAUAAUCAAGUUUCUCAUUUUCUCACCUAUCUUCCCUUAAUAAUUUGUAUUAGAGCAUUAUUGACACCCUGACAUAUAGGCUGAUGGAAGGAAGACAUCCUUUUUUCUACAAAAGAAAAUGUGCCUAGAAAUUUUCAUAUAAAGUUUUGCAGCAAGAUGUCAACUUCAGAAGUUGUUUGGACCAUAGAAAAUAACUUAAAGUUCUCAGUCUUCUGUGACAUUAUCUGUGACACCACAGACACCAGACAAAAUAAUUUCUAAGGUUCCCCCUCUGCUCUUCUCAUCCUCUGAUUCUGAAAGAAAAUUGAGUUUCCUGUUUAGAAAUAUGUUGGCAUGUUUGUUAGCUGUAUUGGGACUUAUAAGCAAUUCCACCUAAGUGUCAUCCUUCAGUUUCUCACAAGCAUAGCUUUUACAGACUAUUCCUAAAGCUGAAAUAAAUAUCUCUAUGGGUGAUAAGUAAACUCAUGUGACAUGUGUAAUGUGUUAAACUUUCUUUGCAUGCAUUUAAAAAUCUGGGUGUACGAAUAAUAUGAGCAGUGAUAGCUAUGGAUUAUAAAUGUGUUAUGUAUGUUCGUGUUAUAGUUUAUGCUUGCAGAAGGCUUAGAAUAAUAAAAUUAACUGUCAAUUUCUGUAAUGUUUGCAUAUCAUACAGUUUUUAUUUGGAAAGAGUUCCUUUGCUAAAGAAUUAGAAAUGCAAUAAUCAUACAAGAAAUCAUUAUUAGUGCUUACAUAGAAAAAUUAAACAUAGAAAGUAUGUGAUAGGCACAUGGCAACUUUUUCCUGAAGAAAGAAUGACUGGAAUGUUCUGGGACAGUCAAAUUCCCGGGCACUUGUAAGCAGUUAUGAGAAAACAAACAAGGGAAAUUAAAAGAUGACUGCAUGAUUUGCAACGUGAUAAAUUCAAAUAAUUAUUCUCCAGUGUAAUAAGUCUAUGCAUCUGCUCCUCUUAGACACUGGUCCACAAAGUGUUAAACACGAAAUGCUUAUCAAAAUUCAGCAGUGUAUAAUUGUCCUGUGGGGAGGGAGCCAGAAAAAACAAUUAAUAAUAAUUUGAUAUUCAUUAAUUCAUGCUUGAUGAGAAGCAGUGGUAAUUGAGCCAUAUGUUUUAUUGUUCUUUUAUUACAUGCUAUCAGAGUGGAUCAAAAGAAAUAAUUUUCUUAGAGUUGAAAUUGACUGCAGAAAGCAAGGAUUAAAUCGCCCUCGUCUGUCUUAAAAGUACAUUAGCAUUUCAAUGGCUUUGUAGUAAUUAAAAUCAUGUGAAUAUCAUUUAAAAAUAUAAAAAUCUGAAGAGAA